This is a messenger RNA of Helianthus annuus (common sunflower), 908 nucleotides long. RefSeq names its product universal stress protein PHOS32. Lineage: Eukaryota; Viridiplantae; Streptophyta; Magnoliopsida; Asterales; Asteraceae. The coding region runs from base 128 to 706 and encodes 192 amino acids. The transcript has 5 exons. The record is from RefSeq and is a predicted model, not a curated record.
CUCACAAUAUUUUUGUUUAAAAUAAAAAACUUUACUAAUAUCACUCACUAUUUUCAAGAACUUUCGUAUCCAACUUCAAUACGACUGUAUAACCACCGCUCCAAUAACCACCACCAUCUUACAAACAAUGAAUUCGGAACACACUUCUGCAACAGAGACUCUUAAAGAAGAAGAAGAAGAAGAACACAAGUGGAGAGAAGUAAUCCUACCGUCGUUAAUACCAAUCGUCCCCGAACCAGAGCUCGAGAAGGAGUCUGGUGAGCGGCGGAGAGGCCGCGAUAUCCUUAUCGCUAUUGAUCACGGCCCCAAGUCCAAACAUGCGUUCGACUGGGCUCUUGUUCAUCUAUGUCGCCUCGCGGAUACCAUCCACCUUGUUCAUGUUGUUUCAAGUGUGAAGAACGAGGCUGUGUAUGAAGCUACUCAAGGUUUAAUGGAAGCACUUGCUGUUGAGGCUCUGCAAGCUGCCAUGGUGAAGACGGUUGCGCGAAUAGUUGAAGGAGAUGUAGGCAAGGCAAUAUGCAAGGAAGCAGAGAGGGUGAAGCCUGCAGCCGUUGUCAUGGGUACUAGAGGACGCAGUAUAAUAAAAAGUGUACUCAAGGGAAGCGUAAGCGAGUAUUGCUUCCAUCACUGCAAAUCCGCGCCAGUUAUUAUAGUGCCCGAUAUAGAAGCUGGGGAGGCAUCAGUCAUUUCUUUGGAGAAAAGAUAAAUUACAUACUUCUAUGGUGGUUUAAUUUUGUUGUUCUAUAUCUAUAGUAUAUUUUGUGUGUUUAUGUAUUUAAAUAUGUGGUUUAUGGUAAUAUGGUUAUGUAUUAAAAAAGGUAUUAUCGUGUUAGAUUUAAAAAAAAAAAAAAUACCUGCUAUGUACAAACGUUGUUUAACAUUUGUAUCAGAAUUGCACAUUCGUUUUU